Molecule: messenger RNA, 143 nt
Organism: Dentiscutata heterogama
Lineage: Eukaryota; Fungi; Glomeromycota; Glomeromycetes; Diversisporales; Gigasporaceae
Source: the annotation of a GenBank genome assembly
AGGAUUUUUUAGAAGAAUAUGAUGACAAAAAUGACUUAAGUGAAAAAAUAGGUAUUUACCUUAGAUCCCUUGAGGUCAUCGCCGAUAACGAAGAAGGGCAAAGGAGUAAACGAGCAAAGGAAUUGCUUCUAAAAUAUAGAGAG